Molecule: messenger RNA, 1233 nt
Organism: Paraglomus brasilianum
Lineage: Eukaryota; Fungi; Glomeromycota; Glomeromycetes; Paraglomerales; Paraglomeraceae
Source: the annotation of a GenBank genome assembly
AUGGGUGAUAGUUCUGCGUCUUCUGCUUCGACAAGCGUUGCCUUGUCAACUUCCGCAAAAGCUAGUCAGGAAGACCCUACGGCCACAAACAAAACUGUGCUUCAUACGAACGAAGCCGAAAAGUCAGGCAGAGUUGAACCAAAAAACGCCGAAGCACUGGUCGAUGAGGGCACGAAGGCGUUUGCUUUGCACGAGUACGAGACGGCCGUACAGAAACUUGGCGAAGCCUCUCAGUUGAUAGGUGUGAGCAGUGGUCAAAAUUCGCGAGAGUAUGCCGAUGUACUCAUUCUUUAUGGACGAGCUUUGUUGGAGAACUUUAUAGCACAGAAUAGUGUAUUAGACAAUAGAGUACUUGAGAAGACCAGUGCUGUAUCAGAAACAGGCGGCGCAACUGAUAAUAGUCAGAAUGACGACGACCUGUCGGUUGCAUGGGAAGUUCUUGAUAUCGCAAGGAUAAUCUACUCAAAAAUUGAGGGUGAUGAUGCGGAAAUCAAACUUGGAGAGAUAUACAUUUUAUUAGGCGACGUGUCCCUGGAAAACGAGGCGUUUGACCAAGCUGUAAAUGAUUUCCGGGAGGCUCUUAACAUAAAGGUUCGCCGACUUCCUGCAGAUGACCGACAACUUGCGGAAUAUAGUACCAGCGAGAGGGACAACGCAGUGUCUCACGUUCAAGAAGCGAUUCAGGUAUUGGAGCAGCGUAAGAGGAGUCUGUAUGAAAAGCUUACUAUUCUUAAUGCGCAGCAAGACGUCAAAGGGAAAGGUGUGGCGACGGCAGAUAACGACACUGACGCUAUAGAUAAAGAGAUAGGUGAACUGAAUGAACUGUUAAUUGAUAUGGAAACAAAAGUUGAGGAGCUUAAAAGCGCCAAGCUUGUGCGAGAUAUGCAACACAGUUCUGUUUUAGAUGAACUUAUACGGCUUACGACCGCUUCGAAUGCAACGACAGCCUCGGAAUCUGCCUCUGGUUCCGGACAAGCAUCAACUUCAACGACAGCAACAUCAGCGACUAGCACUGUCAAUGAUAUUUCUUCUCUAAUUAAACGGAAGGCCGUAGAUACUAAUAGCUCUCAGUCCGAGACCAGUACCAAGGAAACUAUAGUGCAGGAGGAAAACUCAGUGAUUAUACCACAAGAAUUAAUAGAGGGAGAGAAUGAGAAGAAACGCAAGAUGGAGCUGAAUGGCGAGGAGGUUGCAAGUGUAGACGGGGCUCAAAGUAAAAAAACAAGAGUAUGA